Chelonus insularis is the source of this 462-nucleotide messenger RNA. RefSeq names its product stress-associated endoplasmic reticulum protein 2. NCBI's taxonomy places the organism in Eukaryota, Metazoa, Arthropoda, Insecta, Hymenoptera, Braconidae. The record is from RefSeq and is a predicted model, not a curated record. Gene Ontology annotation, cellular component: endoplasmic reticulum. Gene Ontology annotation, biological process: endoplasmic reticulum unfolded protein response. The transcript is spliced from 3 exons. The coding region runs from base 237 to 431 and encodes 64 amino acids.
UCAAUUCCAUAUGAUAAUAUGUUUUCAAGACUGAUUUGACUUACGUAGUGUGAACGUGGAAUAAUUUCGGUAGAAAACAUUUUCUGUUGUAUUCACGUGUCACAUAGUGAACGCGUAAGCAUCUACUAAUAUUGUACAAAAGUCUACUUGUGAAGUAGCAUAUACUCAUUUGAGAUAUUAAUUAAGUGACCACGAAGCAUAUACAACAUCAACUGAGUGUUUACUGCUUUUAAAACAUGGCACCAAAACAAAAAAUGCGGAUUGCUAAUGAAAAAGCAAUGAAAAACAUCACGAUGAGGGGCAAUGUGUCAAAAUCAUCGAAAUCUCAAGAAGAGUCAUCACCUGUUGGACCAUGGCUUUUAGCAUUAUUUUUAUUUGUCGUUUGUGGAUCAGUGAUAUUUCAAUUAAUCCAAAGCAUCAGAAUGGCAUAAAUUUGUGAAUCAUGUUCAUCAUCCAUCUUCA